Molossus molossus (Pallas's mastiff bat) is the source of this 714-nucleotide messenger RNA. RefSeq names its product transmembrane protein 269 (gene TMEM269). The coding region runs from base 40 to 714 and encodes 224 amino acids. The transcript is spliced from 5 exons. Lineage: Eukaryota; Metazoa; Chordata; Mammalia; Chiroptera; Molossidae. The record is from RefSeq and is a predicted model, not a curated record.
ACCAGUUUCUUCCUAACCAACGACCAGAAUCACCCCCAGAUGAAUGAAUUUUCCUGGAAGGAUGUUACCAAUGCCUUGUCCUUGUCCAACAUGAUCCUGGGUCUCUUCUCCAUCUUCUGCAGCUUCUGCAAGAAAUCCCACUGUGCCUCCUGGAUGCUUCUGAUCAGCUUCUUAUUAGACAUGGCAGUCAAGACAAUCACCAGACACCUCAACCUCUGUCCCAAAUCAGGAGCUGAGCUGAAUGACUUUGCCGUGUUCACCACCUUUGGCCUGGCCCCAGCCCUGCUCCUAGGUGUGGAUGGGCCUCUGAAUGGGUUCCUGGCCGUCACCUAUGUGUUAGCUGCUUCUUUCCGCCUGUGUUUUUAUUCAACUGCUGGCAUUUCCUUCACAUACAAGGGUCUUCCCUGCCCCUAUGCUUCCUGUGUUUUGGCCUCCACCUCUCUUCUGACCAAAGGCAACACGUUCAUUCUCUCUUGCAUGACCUCACUUAUGAUUCUGUUCAUGAUGGACCAGAGCUACUACCCACAUGAUGAAAUCCUGGAGUCUGAGAACUGGAAAAAAAUAGUUUAUCUGGGAGGUGUCAUCAUGCUGCUUUUGUCUCCACUCUCACUAACUGCUUUUUACUGCCUGAUGUGGUCGCUCUCCUACAUCUUCUUUCCAGAUGCUCUGUGGGGCAAGACAGCGUGUCUUAUGCAACAGCCCUUAAAAAACUGA